Pristis pectinata (smalltooth sawfish) is the source of this 6691-nucleotide messenger RNA. Its product is annotated as transcription regulator protein BACH1-like. Gene Ontology annotation, biological process: regulation of transcription by RNA polymerase II. Bases 225 to 2591 code for a protein of 788 amino acids. The record is from RefSeq and is a predicted model, not a curated record. Lineage: Eukaryota; Metazoa; Chordata; Chondrichthyes; Rhinopristiformes; Pristidae. Gene Ontology annotation, molecular function: protein binding; RNA polymerase II cis-regulatory region sequence-specific DNA binding; DNA-binding transcription factor activity, RNA polymerase II-specific. The transcript is spliced from 5 exons.
GUGGGAUUGUGAGGUGUGUACUGAUUGGUGGGGACGAGAAUGGGGGUGGGCCAACGUGACCCCGCCCCGUGUUUGGCUCGGGGAGGGGAUCGUGAGUCGAUUGAGAGUUUGUGUGGAAAACAAAACGGCGGAGAAAGGUCGAGUGGCCGGUCAGGGCAAGCGGAGGCGCCGCGUCUGAGGCUGAGUUUCCUUCUGUUCGGCAUGUGUAUGAGAUAUGAGAGACAAUGUCGAUAAAAGACAAGAGCGACACUUUGGUUUAUUCCUAUGAGUCCUCUGUACACAGUACCAAUGUACUACUGAGCCUCAAUGAUCAAAGGAAACAAGACCUCUUCUGUGACGUGACUGUGAUAGUAGAAAACAAGUCCUUUCGUGCUCAUCGUUCUGUGCUUGCUGCCUGCAGUGAUUAUUUUCUGUCAACUGUGGUAUGGAAGAAAGAGCUUGACAUGAUUGUUACACUCCCUGAGGAGGUUACAGUAAAAGGUUUUGCACCGCUUCUUCAGUUUGCAUACACUUCCAAACUUCUUUUGAAUAAAAGUAAUGUGUUGGAUGUAUGUAGAAGUGUAGAAUUUCUUGGAAUCCAUAACAUAGAGAAAACAUGCUUUAGUUUUCUUCAAGCGAAGCUCUUUGGAAAGAAUAAAGAUUUUACGGAAUUUUCAAGAAGUGCAUGUUGUAUGUCCACAUGUCUGAAAACAAAUCUAAAAAUUCCUGUUGGUGACAAUGAAAAUUCAGAGGUUGAUGAUGAUGUGGAAGAAUUUCUUGAAUUUGAAAAUCUCAAGAGCCCCUGUCCAAAGCUCCGUAAAUGCAUUGAAGUUGGGAAAAUUAGUCCAGAUGUUCAAAAUGAGGCAACCAAUUCCAAGUAUACCUGUUUAAAACAGAGUGAAUGGGCCAGUUCAUCAUCUCUUUGUCCUAAGUACCGAAAAUUUCAGUUGGCCUGUGGGAAGGAGCGAAUGACAUCAUGGAGUAAUAAUUUGUCAUUACCAAAUUCUUCAUUAGAGCAAAUAAUUUCAAAACAGCAAAUUGGCCCUUGUCAAAACCUAACAUUCACGGUUGAGUCUGGGGAUGCACCUAUGAGGCAGACUGAAAAGGAUCAAGGUGGCAUAUCUAUGGUAGGUGAGAAUGGAAUCUAUAAUGAUGAAAAUAUUGAAGUGAAGAAGUCAAUGGAUGUAAGUUGCUCUGUAGCGCAAAACUUUUUAGUUGAAGAAUCAAAUGGGCUAGCACAAAAUAUCUCAGGUAUUCACCCAACCUUUACUGAAGAGCAUUACAACUUGCCUUGCUCCCAGGCAGAACUAUUUGUUCCCAUGAUGUUGCAGUAUGACAAGUUGCAAAAGACUAAUGCUGCUGUUGCAGAUAUUGAAGGAACAAAAAUUGAAAUUGGUCAAGGAUGUGAUCAUCCAAGUGCUUCAGAAAAAGGAGGGGGAGACUCUGAGAGAAAAUCAGUUAUUUUUAGCUCGAGUUGUUCUAAAAAACAAAGUAUUAAUCCAGUCUCCAGUGGUCAAAGCAUUGUGGAAAGAGAAGUGGCAGAACAUUUAGCAAAAGGAUUCUGGAGCGAACCCAACGGAUCAAGGUCUGGUUGUAAGGCUGAAUCUUUUAUUGAAGAGAAUAAUUGUCCAAGACAACUCAAUAUAGAGAGAAUUUCUCAAUGCCCACAGUUUUCCAUAGAUUCUUGCCAAACCCUUGAAGAAAAUUCUCAGAGUACUUUACUACUGCACUAUACUUCUUCAGCAUCACACCUGUCUGGUUCUACAAACAGCUCUUCAAAGUGCCCAUUUAAAUAUAGCACUGGAAAUUCAGUGUGUUCCAGCAGCUCAGGUUUAGAGGAGCUUGAAAAUGACCAAGGACAGCAGCAAGGCAAAUAUGAUGAUGCCUGUACUACUAACUCAGGAGAUGAUUUUGGCUCAGAAUCGGAGGAUGACAGUGAGUCGUGCUCUGCCAGAGAACAAGAAUGUGAGGUAAAGCUACCAUUUCCUGUUGAAAGAAUUACACUGUUAUCCAGAAAUGAUUUUCAAACAAUGCUGAAGCUGCAUAAACUGAAUCCAGAACAAUUAGAUUAUAUCCAUGAUAUACGACGUCGUAGCAAAAACAGAAUUGCAGCUCAACGCUGUCGAAAGCGGAAACUUGAUUGCAUUCAGAACUUGGAAUGUGAAAUACACACACUGCUUUGUGAAAAGGAGAAGUUACUACAAGAGAAGGGGCAAUUAAAACUAUCUAUGGGUGAAACCUGGAGUAAUUUAUCAGGCCUUUGUAAGCAGAUAUGUAAAGAAGCAGCCCUGACCCCUGAACAAAUUCAGACACUAGCAAAAUACUCCUCCCCAGAAUGCCCUCUUUCAGUGCUGAACACACAAAGAAGCCUUGGUUCCAUCACUCGUACAAAUCUGAUUAUUUCACAUCCAGGAUAUUCCAAGGGUUCGAAGAGUAUGGAAUGUAUUGAUGAGCAAGGCUCUAGUCAACGGCUUCAAGAAAAAACAAUGGAUAUCCCCAGCAGUCCACGAGAAGGGAUUACAGCAGAUCCAUCCAAGACUGAACAGUGCUGCCAAACUGUAAUGACUGAUUUCUGUCAAGAAAUGAUAGACAAAUGUACCACAGAUGAGUAAUCCUGAUGUAUUUUACAAUUUUCAAUAGGAACUCGUACUCUUCUUUGAGUUUGAAAUUCAUUUACAGGAAUCAUGAAGCACAGUUGAUCCAGAAGAGCAAUGCAAAUCAUUUGUAAUCUUUUUAUGUAUGCAAUCUACAUUGUCUUGAAACUGAGAUGUUUUUAUAACGUUCCUUUUGAAUUUAUACAUGUUACUACAUGUGAAAUUUAUGCAAGGUUCAAAAAUACUUGGCAGUUUAAUCAGUGUAAUGUAAAGAGCGAUGGAUAUGACUUUUUUAAAUUCUCUGCUUGACAAACUGUGAAGGAGGGGAAAGAUGCAUAUUGAAGUAAUCCAUAAAUUCCACGUACCAGAGAAACAAAGGACUGCAGAUGCUGGAAUCUAGAUGAAAAACACAAUGAUGCUGGAGGAACUCAGUAGGUCUUCUCCGGUAUCAUCGUGUUUUUUCCAUCUAAAUUCCACCUACCAUCUCAAUAAAUUAAACAUUUCACUAAACUUUAAGCACCCUUCAUCAGACACUGGGUUGUCUGCGUCUGUUACUUGUAUGUUUACGUGACGUGAUACCUCUUCAUUCUUAACACUUUAAAAUCUGUAUUUUCACUUUUUCCAAAAAAAAGUGCCAUUUCCUCUUUGGUUCAGUUAUUGUAGAAAUCCAUGAACAGUGAAGUUUUUGCAUUAAUGAAGUUUUAUAACCAAACACUAAUUUGUUUCCUAAGCAUCACAAGUAUAUUUUAAUAGAUUUUCCUCGAGCACUAUUGAAGGGCUUUCUUUUGCCAAAUCAUUUUUUUCAAUUGAUAAUCACGGACUGUUUAUUGUACUAGCAGAUGGAUAGUUCUUUUUAAGAGACAGCACCAUAGGUUGAGUGGCUGCCUUCCAUGUUCAGAGAUGGUGUCAUUCCUAAGUAGUCAUAUCUGUGAACCUUUGACCCACUAAGUUCACUUCACUUCAUCAAAGCAGGAUCCUGUGCCACCUAUUGUCAGCAUUCUUUUGUGGACUGAGGAUCAUCAAUGCAAUUGAUAUUUAAUCUCCUAUCAAACACUGGAUUUGUUUUAAAGAUCAGCAAGUUGGGAACUUCGUGCAUUGCUACUAAAUUUCUGUUUAAUUACAGUAUCUAAUUGUGGAAUGUUUUUUUUUAUCCUCCUGGUCUCCUUGGGACUCUGAAAAUCGUGUCAACAGAGUUGGUAAUUUUUAACGUUUGGUGCAGAAAGAUGAAAAACAAAGCUCAGAACAUGUUUUCAAGCAGAUUCUUGCUGUAUUCAUUGCCUGGAAAAGAUGAGAAUAUGAUUGAGGUAAUGGCUUCUUCCUGGCAUCUCUCGACACCAUCUGAACCCCUCCUCAAAAGAGGUCUAUAAUUAUGGGUUGUUGGUGGUGGUAUUUAAAUAUGCAUAUGUCAUUGCAAUCAGUGAGCAUUAAUGGUCUAAAUGUCCUUUUUCCCCACCACCUCGCCCCGCACCCCCACUUUGUGUUCAUGAUGUGUCGGUGAGUGCUUAAUGUAGAAUAAAGUCUUCCAUUUCACACCAGCGUUUGUUUCCACCCCAGAUGUUUUUUGUAGUGGAAUUGAAUACUAGGAUCCUUGGAUUUUUUUUAUAUGCACUAUUUUUUUUACUUGAAAUAGUUCAAAAAAAAAUGUAAAUAUCACAACAUUAUCACAGAUGUACACUUGGGGAGAGUUCAUGGGUUUUUCUAAAUGUAGGGCAGCCAUGGAAAUCCCUCAUUAUAAAGAACUCUAUUGCAUCUGUUUAGAAAAGACAUUAACCACUAAUAUUUACAGCAGUAGUACAAUAAAACAAAAAUUAAUGUGGCCUAAGUUAAUUGAAAUAAGAUGCCUUUAUCAAUAUUACUUGAAAGUGAAUCAUUAAAUAUUUUAUAGCUGGUUUAAUUUUGCUGCUCCUAAACUUAGAAUCUGCAAAUAAUUGACAAAAUGCAUAUCAUUGUCUUACUGUAUGCUAAGGUUAAGUAUAAAACUAACUUUUUGGUUUCUGUGCACAGCAGGCCUUUAGGAAGUUUUCCCUAUGCUUUGAUUGUGAUAAACAGAAGUAGAAGCCAUUUAUUCCAGCCAAUAUCUUGACUACCUCAAUGUUGAAGGAAUACAUCAGAAGAGGCAAUGGUGUAAUAUUCUAGCCAAAUGUCAGUCAGUACUUCUACUUGGGACAAUCAAGUUUCAAGUUGCAUACCUUUCUUAUUGUACAUUGUUGAUCACAAAUCACCACCAUUGGGUGAAAGAAAAAUAAGAGUUGCUUAUUGGGGCAGCAGUAUUAUUUCAGUGGACCACCCAGCUCAACCUUAUUGUCAGGGAUUGUCAAAUAUAUUAACAGUAUUCUUGUCAUUUUUCUUUAGAAAACUACAGGACAAGGUUAAUGUUGCCCUAUGAGGAACAAUGUUUAGUUACAAAUUUAAGUUUUUAAUGCGAGGUGUUUUUGAGAUUUAAUGGGCAAACACUGUAAGGCCUCCAAUACAAUUUGGUUAUCCUCUGGAGUGAUUCUUUAAAGUUAUGCUGAAAUUGGCAUUUAUUUGUAUUUGGAAACAGGAAAUGGCAUAACUUCUGUUUUGGAAGGAGGACAGAAUUCAUCUGUUAGAGACGUAUGGAAAUAGAAACAAUUUGAUGCAUUGAAAAAUGGUCUUUAUUUCUUAGUAGUACAGUAGAGGGCGUCCAAGAUCAAUUGUAAAUCAAAGUUAAUACUCUUAAAAUUCAGUGUGUAUUAAAGAAAAAAAAUGUAAAUACAAAAAUUUGCCUAGGAUUUUAGCUUUCUUCCAAGACUAACUUCCCCUAAUUUAUCUUGAACCUCCCUCUCUUGCAAUACCAGGAUAUGGCAAGAUUAAUUCUAAUCAUAUGAUAAUGAAGCAAAGAAUUUUUAUUUGUAUCAGCUCAGGUAAAACAAUUAACUUUUUCUUUAAGAAAUUUUUUGAACAAUCAGUCUUUGCUGUUUUUGUGGCUUUUCCAUAAAAUUCUAAUACUUUUCGUUAACCUGUUCAAUAAUGGGCAGAUGAUGUAAAUUCUGAAGGUUUAUUGACCUGAUAGUACCUACCUGUGGGCCACAUUGAACAGUGAAAAUUACCAGGAUUUUGUGACACCAAAUAUAUCUUGUAUAUAUUUUUAAAAUAUAGCGUUUAUGUUCACUGCAGUGUUGUAGUUUUAUACCACACAUCUCAUGCUUAUAUAAUGGAUUAUAGAAAAAGCUGCCUCAGAAGGCAAUAGACAUGCUUAUUUUUGGUAGGCUGAGCCUUCAAAUGCAAUAUCUCAAUUUGUAUGCUCUUAAGGAACAAGCACAUUGAAAUAGUCCAGGAAAAUGUAAUUCACUGCAGGGAUAUGAGCUGCAUGUUUGAAAUCAAGUGUGUUCAACUUUCAACCUCACUAAAUAUGCAGUUUAUCAGAUCUACUGGCUCAAACAUUUCACUAGCAAAUGUUUCCGCAGAAUCUAAUUUUUUUUCGGGGAGAUGUGUAAAUCAGUGCUGAAUUUCUUCACAACUUUGAGAAUUCACCUAUUUUAAAAAAAAAGUACAAAGUUUAUGCAUUUCUAAUGUACAAUUUUAUAAAGAAUAUUUACUGUGGAUUGAUUUGGAAAUAUAUACUGAAAACUACUUUUUUAAAUUUGUAAACAUGCUACUGUGGUUAAUAUUCCUUUGAAGCACUAACGGAAGAUUAGCACAGUGAUUGUCUAAUGUCUGGUCCACUUAUUCAGAUUCCCUGUUUUUGAUGUUUUGAAUUAACCUCAAAUAUUUCACUGUCUGUUCUUGUGAAUAUUUUUGACAUUGUACAGUUGUAUUGUUAUGUAACUAUGUAUUCACUGCCAUUCUUUUUUUGUAUUGUACAAACUUUAAGGAAACAACAGCAAUUGUUGGGUGUGUUCUUGCUUUACUGAAUAUACUUGUUUGAAUUUUUAACAGAUUUUGAAAAAGUGUAAAUAUUAAAAUAUGUGGUACAGUUGUUCAUCUCAAAAGCUUCCAGUAUUUGUGUAUCUGAAGUCUUCAGACCAUAUAUUUGAAUCAUGUGCAUUGGUACCAAAUGUUGAUGAACUUUGGGGGAAGUACUAUUUCAUUGCUUGUGUUUUGAACCAAAGCUCAAAUGCAUUAAGUAAGAUUUGAUUCAGUCAAGAUGAGAAGUG